GCAGAUCACCCCCCUCGUCUCCACGCCCAUUCAAGGUCAUCAUAAUAGUCCUAAAGAAGCAUCUCGUAUUUCAACUACUUUUCGCGCCGCCAAUCUCUAUAUGAUAUUAAAUCAAUUGCCAUUGUCCAUGAUAAAACCCGUCUGGAACGUGACCGCGAAAUUCUGUGGUUGUCAUCUAGAAUUGGAUCACAGGAUAUUAGCUAGUGAAUCAUCUACUUCUCCAUUUGCUACUUAA
This is a messenger RNA of Cinara cedri, 235 nucleotides long. The record is from the annotation of a GenBank genome assembly. NCBI's taxonomy places the organism in Eukaryota, Metazoa, Arthropoda, Insecta, Hemiptera, Aphididae.